This is a messenger RNA of Melospiza georgiana, 4452 nucleotides long. It is a transcript of the gene DUSP3, whose product is annotated as dual specificity phosphatase 3. Gene Ontology annotation, cellular component: cytoplasm. NCBI's taxonomy places the organism in Eukaryota, Metazoa, Chordata, Aves, Passeriformes, Passerellidae. Gene Ontology annotation, biological process: protein dephosphorylation; negative regulation of MAPK cascade. The record is from RefSeq and is a predicted model, not a curated record. The coding region runs from base 47 to 601 and encodes 184 amino acids. Gene Ontology annotation, molecular function: protein tyrosine/serine/threonine phosphatase activity; MAP kinase phosphatase activity. The transcript is spliced from 3 exons.
GGGCGGGAGCGGGCCGGGCUGGAGCCGCAGCGCCAAGGGCUCGGCCAUGGGCGAUUUCCAGCUCUCCGUGGAGGAGCUGAACGAGCUCCUGUCUAACGGGAGCGGCUGCUACAGCCUGCCCAGCGCGCACAGCAACGAGGUGGUGCCGCGCAUCCACGUGGGGAACGCGUUCAUAGCCAAGAACAUAACGAGGCUGCAGCAUCUGGGGAUAACCCAUGUUCUGAAUGCAGCAGAGGGGAAAUCAUUCAUGCAUGUGAACACUAAUGCAGAGUUCUAUGAAGGCUCAGGCAUCAGAUACCAUGGCAUUAAAGCUAAUGAUACACAGGAAUUUAACCUCAGUCGCUACUUUGAGGAGGCAGCUGAUUUUAUUGACAAAGCCCUUUCCCAGAAGGAUGGCCAGGUGCUGGUGCACUGCCGCGAGGGCUACAGCCGCUCGCCCACGCUGGUCAUCGCCUACCUGAUGCUGCGGCGCGGCAUGGACGUGCGCAGCGCGCUCUGCGCCGUGCGCCAGCAGCGCGAGAUCGGCCCCAACGACGGCUUCCUCCGGCAGCUCUGCCAGCUCAACGAGCGCCUGCUCAAGGAGGGCAAGGUCAAGCCCUAGAGCACAGCGCUGCGCUGGUUCUGCUUUCGGUUUCUCGGAGCUUUAGAGGAUGGGUUAGGCGCUUUAGAGACGCGAAUUUCAACCGCCCGGCUGGAAUUGCUGCUUGUCUAGUGAAAAUGUCCGUCGGGAACUCUGUGAUGUUUUCGAGGUGGGACAAAGUUGUGUCGCUGUUUGGAGCUGUUGCCAUCAAGGGAUGUUUGUAGACGGGUAACUCAGCUGUCUUCACACACAUUUCAGAGCCCCUGCAGGCUCCAUAGCAUAUGUGGUUUGCGUUGACAUUGAAUGUGAUUUGUUUAAGCUUUGUCUUUAGUUGUCUCACCAGUUCAGGAGCACAUAAUCACAGAUUGAUUAUAUGCAGCUGCUUUUAUUGAAGAGCUCUGGGUGUCAGGGGCACAGACCCAAAUCUGACUCUGACAUGGGUUCAGGAUGAACACAGUUUUAUACCCUUAUUAUGUAACUCCAUAUUAAUUAUUAAACUUACAUUGUUCUAUUGUGUACAUUGAUUUCAUCCAAGCAUGGAUUCUUGUAAUUUGAUGAGCCCUUGGGGUACACUGGACUGGGACUGUCCCAGUGCCACUUCCAGUGUCCCCAGUGCCACUCCCAGUGUCCCAAGUGUCCCCAUUUCCCUGUUCCCAGUGCAAACUGGAGCUGGUGGUUGGGUCCCUGGCAUCCUGCAUGGAGCUGGUGCUGAGGACAAGCCCUUGGGGACACUGGACUGGGACUGUCCCAAUGUCCCCAGUGCCACUCCCAAUCCAAAAAUCCAUUACAUUGAUUUCAUCCAAGCAUGGAUUUCAGUAAUUUUCAUCAAACCCCCCUAACAUAGUUUCUCAUGAUUCUUGUUACGAUUAAACAAUUCUAUCCAAUUACCAAACAAUCAUCACAUUUAACAAUUAUGUCAUUUAUCAUAUAACAAUCAUAUCUUUUAUCAUAGUCAUUAAAUUAUUAUACAGGUGCAGUUUUGCAUGAUCCCUUAAAGCCUAAUGUUUUCCCAGGCCCAACCUUUCUUUCCAUUUCCCCUGAAUAUCCCAUGAUUUUAGAAACAUUUUAUCCCUAUAUUUUCAACCAGAGCACCAGCUCCCAAAAGCCCCAACACAUCCCUUCACUCACUCUUAAUAGGAGCACUGUAAUUUCUAAAGCUUCUUUUUCAUGCACACAGGUGCCUAAGGUUUGAAUGUAGGAACUUCAGGGAAUGGGAAGCAAAUGUACAAAUGCACAGAUGCAUUCACUUGGAAAAGAAAGUGCAUGCAGUGUUUUGUGUGGAUUUAUGCUAUACACAGUGUGAGAGUAAAGCCAUUCAGAACCCAUGCUUGAUGUACACUGUGUCUCCAAGAAUAGUUUUUUAUCUUUUCUGUUACAAUGGACAUGAAAUAGUCUGUUAUUAAAUGCUCUUUUAUUUCAAGAUCAUAGUAGAAAAAACGUCAAUUACAAAUGCUGAGGGAAGAACUUGAACAAGGAAGAAAUAAUAUUAAUAUUUAGAAGUGUUUGUGGUGGAUAUAUAAUAUAAGUAUCCUAAUAUAAUGCCUUUCAAAGCUUGUAUGGAAUUACAGUGUCUUUAUCUCUUCUUUACUAUCACUGUUCAGUAACAGAAUGGAAUGACCUCACGUGCAGAUUCCUUCCUUACAAAGCAGUUUGCACAAGAACACUCUUGACUUCUUGGAUUGCUUGCAUGGUAUCAUGAAAUAAAAAUGAGCAUUGUAAUGUACCACACUGUAUAGGAAAUAUUUACAUUGUAUUCAAAUAAAUGACGACUUGAUUCUGUUUACUACAGAUGAAAUGAGUGUUGGGAGCGGGAGCUUUGUUUGCACUGUGCCUGACUUAGUGAUAAAUGUGUACCUGUGAUUUACAGCACUGUAUUCAUGCCAGUGAUCUCCCACUGCAAACUGGAAUUGUUGGUUAAACCAUCAGAAACCAGGGUGACUGCUCCAUUCUCACCUGUGCUUUAAUGGAGUUCUAGAAUGAAAAAUCUUAACACUGUUUUAAAGAGAAACACUUCAAUAGUAGCACAUGUGAUCCCAGAUGAAAUUUUGUCUACUCAGGUCAGUAAUCAGCAAUCACAAACCAUGCAUGCAUUGUUUUACAAUCAGAAAUUGUUUAGAAUCAGAAAUCACAAAGGCCAUGCAUGCAUUGGUUUACAAGCAGAAAUCACAAAGGACAUGCAUGCAUUGUUUUACUGCUGAUUUUGGGGUUGUGUGGUUUGAGGUGUGGGAGAGGCAGUGGGGGCUCUGUACAGCAAGGUAAAGUUCUUGAAGUUAAAUUCCAGAGCAGAUUAUUCUGCUUUAGCUCCACUCUUCCUGUUUUUCCUUCCACAGGAUGGAGCUGCCACAUCAAGGAGCCUUUUCUCUGUUGUGUCCUUCAGGUGACAGUGGAGGGACACUCUGCAUGGUGUUCCUGUCACAUCUCCACUGUCAGUCAGUAUUCACUGCUGGCUUUGAACCAGGAUGGUUCAGUACUAAUAAGUAGUAAUCAAUUCCACUACCUAAUUACACACCUGUUUGCUUUCUCCCAUUGAUCCACUUAAUCAGGAGUAGAUUAAUUGCUUCCUCAAAAUUCCUAGUUACUAAUUUCAUAUUGUGUGAAGUAGGAGUAGUGGCUUUAGAAACAGGAAUACUGGCCUUACCUUUUCUACAAUGCUGACUUUUCAUACUGCAGUUUAAUUUAUAAAUUACCUUUUAAAAAAUACUUUAAACAUAGAUUUUUUUUUUAUUGUCUCACACCAUGUAUUCUUAACACCUAUUUGCACUAUAAGGAAGAAAAAGGGAAGUUCACACUGGAUGCACUUUAUCUUUCACCUGUUACUUGGAAAUCAAAAUUCCAGUCUAUUAAAGAGCUAAGAAACCAUUAGGCAUUAGAUCUUUGUUGACCUUUAAUAAACCAGAAUGGUUUAUUAAAAUUGAGUCUGUUUACUUUAUGGUGAUAUUUCUGUAGUUGUCACUAACAAGAAAUAUUGAAAAUCAAAACAGGGGAAUCUGUUCUUAUAUUCAAGAUAAUUUUUACUUCUUGGGACACUGGUCACUCUUAUGGAAACUCUGGCCCAUUUGUCUCAGUAUAACAAAACUGAUUUAGCAAAUGUUUUGCAAUAUGAGAGUGGAGAGGCAUGAGUAAAACAAUGUUAUAAAUUGGUUUUAAAAUUGAGACAGAGUAUGAUAUUUAAAAUCACUAAUAGACAACUCAGCAACAAAGCCAUUUCUGCUUUUAGAGCAGGCUAAAAAUAGUUGAAAUGUCAGAGCACUGCUCCAUUAAUGGAUCAUAGCCUUCCUCUGAGUCUUGCUCUCCAAGUACAGUCACGCUGCAAAUUCCUCUGCCCAUUUUAGCUGGCCAGGAAGGUCUUGUAUGUCUGUGACCCACAGUGAUAUGCUGUAUACCACAUUUCUCUUCCUGAUUGUAGAAGGAAAGAUACAUAAAACAUGGGAAUGAGAGCUUUCUUUCCUUGUAAUAUGAAAUUGAGAAUGUAUUGGAAAAAAUAGAGCUUUUUAUUCCUCUGAAAUUGCUGAGCACCUGCCCUUUGCUGUGAGAUCUUCCUUACAAGAAUGCUAAUUUAGGGAGGUACAUUUGGAAAGAACUGUUUGUCGCAAACAGCAACACUCUGAUGCCAGAAGCAGAAAUUUUUACCUAAUUUUAUUUUUUAUAUUAGUUCUGCUAGUUUACUAUGAUGUUUUUAGCACAGAGAUUAUCUAGUGGAAUCUGUCUUAGUUUAGCACAGAAAUUUCUCCUAAAAUUAUUUUCUGGGCUUCACCAAAGAGCAAAACUAGAAAUAGAACAAGCCUGAGGGGUGUCUUUUAAGGAUUUGCUGGUGAGAAUUAGUUGUAGUUAUUUAUUAAUUUAUUCUGCAAAUAAAUCCUGGAAAUAACGAA